Vanessa atalanta (red admiral) is the source of this 1075-nucleotide messenger RNA. Its product is annotated as pancreatic lipase-related protein 2-like. The record is from RefSeq and is a predicted model, not a curated record. Bases 24 to 1010 code for a protein of 328 amino acids. NCBI's taxonomy places the organism in Eukaryota, Metazoa, Arthropoda, Insecta, Lepidoptera, Nymphalidae. The transcript has 6 exons. Gene Ontology annotation, biological process: lipid metabolic process. Gene Ontology annotation, molecular function: lipase activity.
UAAGUCUUAAUUGGUCCAUAACAAUGAAGACAUUGUUUUGUUUGCUUGUAGCGGUGACCGCCGUCAUCGCGGUACCGCUGGAAAAUGUUGACCGCAAAUACCCGCGUUUCAUUGAUUUUCCUGAUGGCGAUGGUGUCUUGCAUAAAGUUGAUUUGGAAGAAGAGCCUGACAUGAACGUCUUGGAGGAUGUCUUCAGAAAUCCUGCUAACAAUCUGUACUUACUUUACACCAGACGCAACCCCUCAAACGCUCAGACAUUACGCAUCAAUAAUGCAGGCAGCAUCACGUCAUCGAACUUCAACGCCAGGGUACCAACCGUGGUCGUCGUUCACGGCUGGCUCAGUAAUCAAAACACGAAUAUCAACCCUAUUAUCAGGGACGCUUACCUUCGCAAAAGUGACGUUAAUGUUAUUGUAAUGGAUUGGAGAAGACUCGCUCUUUCCACUUACCCUACCGCUGUUGCUGGAGUCCCUGCUGUUGGUCGUGGAUUGGGCCAGUUCUUAAACUUCCUUAGCAGAACAACGGGAGCUUCACUGGGAACAAUGCACCUCGUUGGUUUUAGUUUGGGUGCUCAUAUUGUUGGCAAUGCUGGGAGAGAACUUGGUGGAAGAGCAGCGCGUGUAACAGGUUUGGACCCUGCUGGCCCUCUAUGGAAUGUGAAUUCAAAUCGUCUCCGCCCAUCGGAUGGUGUUUACGUAGAAGCUAUUCACACGGAUGGUGGAGCUAUUGGCCUUGGUAUCGGAUCAGCAGUUGCUAAUGCUGACUUCUUCCCUAACGGCGGUAACUCUCAGCCAGGUUGUGUUACGAGCUUGUGUGACCACAACCGUGCAUGGGAACUAUUUGCAGCAACUGUGACCCACAAUCACCUCGUUGGAAGACGGUGCUCAAACAUGGUGCAAGUGUCUGCUAAUACCUGUACCGGUGCCAGCUUACGUAUGGGAAAUGACAUCUUAAAUAAGAGCGGAACUGGAUUGUACCGAUUGAAUACACAGAGAAGAUACCCCUUCUAAACAUUAUAACGAUCUUAUUAUCAUAUCUUAUAUCGUAUGUAAAUAAAGCACAAUUUAUUUAAAAU